Messenger RNA from Liolophura sinensis, 1182 nucleotides. Its product is annotated as kielin/chordin-like protein. The transcript has 7 exons. The coding region runs from base 1 to 1023 and encodes 340 amino acids. Gene Ontology annotation, biological process: negative regulation of BMP signaling pathway. NCBI's taxonomy places the organism in Eukaryota, Metazoa, Mollusca, Polyplacophora, Chitonida, Chitonidae. The record is from RefSeq and is a predicted model, not a curated record. Gene Ontology annotation, molecular function: peptidase inhibitor activity. Gene Ontology annotation, cellular component: AMPA glutamate receptor complex.
AUGUCCAAAGCCGGAGAACAGCUGGAAAGGGAAGUUAUCUCCCCUGGUGGGUGUUUUUAUAACGGUCACAAGUACAAGGCCGGAGAUGGGUUCAACUCCAGUGAUGGCUGUAACAGGUGUGGCUGUUCGGAUAAUGGAUUGGUCAUGUGCACACUGAUGGCAUGUGUGAACUUAGAAUCAGUGCGACAACAGCUAAGUAGGGAAGCUAUCACCCCUGGCGUUUGUCUUUAUAACGGUCAUGUGUACAAGGCCGGUGAGGGGUUCAAAUCCACCGAUGGUUGUAACAGAUGUGGCUGUUCGGACAAUGGACUGGUAAUUUGCACGCAGAUGGCAUGUGUGAACUUAGCAUCAAUGCGACAACAGCUGGAGAGAGAAGUUAUCUCCCCUGGUGUGUGUCACCAUGGUGGUCACGUGUACAAGGCCGGCGAGGGGUACAAAGCCCCGGAUGGUUGUAACACGUGCAGCUGCUCGGACAGUGGAUUUAUCAGGUGCACACUAAUGGCCUGUGCAAAUUUAGCUUCAGAGCGACACCAGUUGGAGAGGGAAGUUAUCUCCCUUGGCGUAUGUGUUUAUGGAGGCAAGGUGUACCAACCCAGAGACUCGUUCGAUUCCUUGGACAAAUGUAACAGGUGUGCCUGUGGAAAGCACGGGCAGAUUAUGUGCACACUGCGCUCUUGUCCAAUUGGAAUGCCAGACAGGGGGAACCAUGAAGGCGACGAUGAAGACGCAAGAGGAUGUGAUUAUGAUGGUCACUGGUACGCUGACGGAGAAUCCACGCUCUCCACAGACGGCUGUAACACGUGUACGUGUGCUGCUCCCUACGGGAUGGCCUGUACCAAGAGGGCGUGUCUGCCUCCUGCAAACGAUGAAACAGACGAUGAGGACCAGAAUGGUUGUCAUUACAACGGUCACUGGUUUGCUGACGGGGAAUCCACACCAUCUACUGACGGCUGUAAUACCUGUACCUGUAUGGCCUCCUUGGGGAUGGCAUGUACUGAAAUGGCGUGUGCUGUGGGGAAAUGAUGGAGAAAUGAUGGGGGAAAUAAUGGAGAAGUGAUGGGGAAGUAAUGGAGAAAUGAUUGGGACAUAAUGGGGAAAAGUGGCGAAAAUAGUAGAGAAAUGAUGACAGAGUGAUAAUAAUGGGGAAAUGAUUGGGUCAUAAUGGAGAAAUGAUGGGGAUAU